CCAGCCCAGCCAGGCUUCCAGCCCCCAAACCCCUACCAAGCCCCCAGCGCCUAUGCCGGGGCAGCCGCCGUGCCGGCAGCAGCACAGCCCACCCUCUAUCAGAGCCCAGCAGACUUAGCUGGCGGGCACCAGAAGCCACGGCAGACCUCACUGGCUGACCUGGAACAGAAGAUCCCCACCAACUACGAGGUCAUCAGCGCAGCCACCAGCUCCUCUGCCGUGCCUGACGUCACCUUCAGCACCGCACCGGCGAGUGGCAGCUACGAGCAGUACAAGGCGCCUGAGACCCGGCCGGCCGAGAGAACCAGCACGACACCAGGCCCCUCGGCCAGCUACUCUUCGGAGUCCCUCUACACCAGCCUGGAGCAGAACAUCCCCCGUAACUAUGUGAUGAUUGAGGACAUCAGCGAGCUCACCAAGGAGAGUCCAGCGGUGGAGGGGCACAAAGCGGAGCCGGUGGGCACAAGCGUCGACAGCCGCCACGUCAGAGAGAAGAGUGACCUGGGGGACACCGAGAGCUCCAGCCGGCCCUGCUGUUACACCAAAGCUGAGGAGGAGUCUGAGGAGGACAUCUACGACCACCAUGGCCCUGACUAUCGUGGGAAGAACAGCUACUACCGGGGCACAGAGAGCAAUGGCAGAGUGUCAGGGAGCUCCACCAGCUCGAGCUACUACUAUGGGGACAGUGAAUACCGGCACUCCUCACGGGUGGACAAGCAUGGCUCUGGCACACCACUACCGAAGCAUUCAUCCAAAAACCUGGCACCCGCCGUCAUCUCCUCCAAGCGCAGCAAGCACAGGAAGCAGGGCAUGGAGCAGAAGAUCUCCAAGUUCUCACCCAUCGAAGAAGCCAAAGACGUGGAGUCAGACCUGGCCUCCUACUCAGCAACAACCUCAGUUGGCAGCAGCAACGUGGCCUCCAGGGCCAAGAAGCUGCAGGAUGAGAUCACCUAUGGCCUGAAAAAGAACGUCUACGAGCAGCAGAAGUACUAUGGCGUCUCCAGCCGGGAUCUGGUGGAUGAGGAUGAGCGGGUCUACUCCAGCAGCAGCAGAACCCGCUCCUCUGGCUAUGGGGUGGAAAAGUCCUCUGGCCGGGAGAUGGGCAGCCGGAGCAAGUCCUAUGAACGGGAGGGCAUGGAGCGCUCCCAGAAAGUCAGCUCCAAGCCCUCAUCCCUCAGCAUGAGCCAGAGCCGCGGGCGGGCGCCCAUGCGCUCGCAGCCCUCGGAGGAGGAGAGCCCCGUCAGCCCCCUGGGGAAGUCAGUGGGGGGGUCACGCACUGCGGGGGGGCCAGGCCCUCAGUCUGCAGGGGACCCCUGCUCCCAGUUCUGCUCCAGCCAUUCGUUGCCUGAUGUGCAAAAGCACAUCAAAGACGUGCCAAGGAGUCACUCGUACAAGCACGAGGAGGGCUACGGCAUGGACGAUGCCCAUUGCGUUGUCUCAGACAGCGAAGCCUAUCAUUUGGGUCAGGAGGAGACAGACUGGUUUGAUAAGCCCAGGGAGGCGCGGGCGGAGAGGGUCAGGCACUACGGUGGCCACUCUUCCUCACAGAAGAGACCCCCAGUUAAGCACACCUACCACGAUUAUGACGAGCCCCCUGAUGAAGACCCGUGGCAGCAUGAUGACUACCCCCAGCACCGUGAGCACCGGCACCACAGGGAGUACGAUCGCCACUCUGGCACCUCCCGGCAUGCCAGUGAUGAGCCCCCGCGCCAGGAUGCUCUGCUGGGAGAGUGA
Messenger RNA from Manacus vitellinus (golden-collared manakin), 1734 nucleotides. RefSeq names its product bassoon presynaptic cytomatrix protein (gene BSN). Gene Ontology annotation, molecular function: structural constituent of presynaptic active zone. The record is from RefSeq and is a predicted model, not a curated record. The coding region runs from base 391 to 1734 and encodes 447 amino acids. The transcript is spliced from 3 exons. Gene Ontology annotation, cellular component: glutamatergic synapse; axon; GABA-ergic synapse. NCBI's taxonomy places the organism in Eukaryota, Metazoa, Chordata, Aves, Passeriformes, Pipridae. Gene Ontology annotation, biological process: protein localization to synapse; presynaptic active zone assembly.